AUGGGGAAGGGGAAGCGGGUUGCUCCCACCCUGCCGAUGCUUUCGCUCGUGGCUCUGAUCAUGCUCCUUGUCGCCGGGCUCUCCGCAGCCGCGGCGUCCGGCGACACGGGCGUCGUCAUUCGCCUCCCCAGCGACGCCGCCGCCUCAGGCGAUGCCCGGGCCGGCGAAGCGACGGCGCGCGCCAUGCCGGGCGAUUAUGCGGAGAGGCCGUGGAAGUGCUGCGACAUGCAGGUGUGCACCCUGUCGGUAGUGCUGCCGUCCUGCUGGUGCCACGACAGGCUCGAGCGGUGCUCGUUGGCCUGCAAGGAGUGCAGCAAGGUGAGGGGCUCGGACCCUCCACGCUACGUUUGCAAGGACAUGUACAGAGGCGAGCCCGCGCCCAUGUGCACUACCCACGCAUGA
Molecule: messenger RNA, 402 nt
Organism: Setaria italica (foxtail millet)
Lineage: Eukaryota; Viridiplantae; Streptophyta; Magnoliopsida; Poales; Poaceae
Product: Bowman-Birk type bran trypsin inhibitor-like
Exons: 1
Coding region: 1-402 (133 amino acids)
Cellular component (GO): extracellular region
Molecular function (GO): serine-type endopeptidase inhibitor activity
Source: RefSeq, a predicted model, not a curated record